GGACGGACCGCGUGCUGCCUGCUGCGUGCGUCUCAUAAGUUUCCACCCACCACGUUCUCCGCCACGACUCCCCAGCUCUCAAAUUCCUCAAACCAUGGCCGCCGCGGCCUCACGGCACCUCUGCUCCGCCACGGCGCUGCUGUCCCCCUCCGCCGCCGCGGCGCCCAUCCGCCAGAGGGUCGGCUACGGCUCCUCCUCCAACCGCCGGUGGCUGUGCCGCCGGUGGGCCCACGGGCCGGAUGCCGCGUCCCGGAUCCGGCGCCUGACGACUCGCUCGAGGACAGCGAGGGUGAGCUGCGCCUAUUCCACCGGCGCUGAAGCAAUCACUGCAUGUUCCUGGAACCAAAAUGUCAUCUGCAGUGAUGUGCCUGUGCUUGUGGAGUUUUGGGCCUCAUGGUGUGGACCUUGUAAAAUGGUCCAUCGAAUUGUCGACGAGAUUGCGGCCGAAUAUGAUGGAAGAAUAAAGUGCUAUAAGCUUGACACUGAUGAUUACCCACAAACUGCAACUUCCUACAAUAUUGAGAGGGUUCCGACUGUUUUACUAUUCAAGGAUGGAGAGAAAAUACAUAGUAUUACUGGAACUCUGCCAAAAGCCGUUUAUGUGAGGGCCAUUGAGAAUUCUUUCUUAGAACAGUGACCAUUUUGGUUACAACGUUAUAUUGUUACUUGGUCCAGAUUCAUAUUCCCAUAUACUUGAUUUUUCACUGCCAGCUAGUGGAAAGAGUAGGGAAGGUAAAGUUGGAGUUACAACUUGAGCUUCUUGUUAUCCCUUAGCUACACAACUUACUGUAAAUAUUGAUGUAGUUCUGAAAAAAAAAAAGGAUUGCUGGACCUCUUUAUUUUACCUUGAGGGUUGUAAUGAAUCAUGAUUGUUAUCAUUGAUGUGAAACAGGGACGAAUAUUUAAGGCCCUUAGAAA
Messenger RNA from Triticum urartu, 918 nucleotides. RefSeq names its product thioredoxin M3, chloroplastic-like. Gene Ontology annotation, cellular component: cytoplasm. Gene Ontology annotation, molecular function: protein-disulfide reductase activity. Lineage: Eukaryota; Viridiplantae; Streptophyta; Magnoliopsida; Poales; Poaceae. The record is from RefSeq and is a predicted model, not a curated record.